AUGCUCAAAUUUCUUGUGUUUACCUCUCUCGCAGCCCUCGUGCUGGCUGAGCGGCCUCCAGAGCCCAGGUACCUGGAGGAUGACAGCGUCGAGGAGAGAGUUGUGGGAGGAGAGGUGGCCAGACCCAACUCCUGGCCCUGGCAGAUCUCUCUUCAGUUCAAAUCUGGCAGCAGCUUCCACCACACCUGCGGAGGAACCCUGAUCAGGAGAGGAUGGGUCAUGACCGCCGCUCACUGUGUGGACAGAUCCAGGACUUGGCGUGUUGUUCUUGGAGAGCACAACCUCAACGCCCAGGAGGGCAAAGAGCAGUACAUGAGCGUGAGCCGCGUCCACAUCCACCCCAAUUGGAACUCCAACAACGUUGCCGGAGGGUGGGAUAUCGCUCUGCUGCGUCUGUCCUCUGAUGCCUCUCUCAACAGCGACGUCCAGCUCGCCGCUCUUCCCCCCAACGGUCAGGUCCUGCCCCACAACAACCCCUGCUACAUCUCUGGCUGGGGUCGCACCCAGACUGGAGGUCAGCUGUCUGCCCAGCUGAAGCAGGCCUCCCUGCCCAUUGUUGAUUACAAGACCUGCACCAGCUAUGGAUGGUGGGGCAGCACUGUGAAGAACUCCAUGGUCUGUGCUGGUGGUGGAAGAAACUCUGGUUGCCAGGGUGACUCCGGUGGCCCCCUGAACUGCAGCGUGAACGGGAGCUGGGUCGUCCACGGGGUUACCAGCUUUGUGUCGUCCGCUGGCUGCAACGCCACCAAGAAGCCCACCGUCUUCACCCGUGUCUCUUCCUACAUCAGCUGGAUGAACAGCAUCAUGGGUUGAGAAGAAAAAUUAUCUCCAUGGAGACGGGAGCCCACUCUGGAUUGAUCUCCGUUUUUUGCAUGUUC
Messenger RNA from Pseudoliparis swirei, 878 nucleotides. RefSeq names its product elastase-1-like. NCBI's taxonomy places the organism in Eukaryota, Metazoa, Chordata, Actinopteri, Perciformes, Liparidae. Gene Ontology annotation, biological process: proteolysis. The record is from RefSeq and is a predicted model, not a curated record. Bases 1 to 813 code for a protein of 270 amino acids. Gene Ontology annotation, molecular function: serine-type endopeptidase activity. The transcript has 8 exons.